AUGCAAGAUUUGCAGUUGAUUUGGAUAGGCGAUCUACAGAUUCCAAAUUCGUGUACUGGUGGAAAUAAUGCGAUCUUCCAAGUUCAUGAAUAUCACAAGAUGUUGAACAUUGGCUUUCUGGACAAGAUUGUAAUUGGUAAUUCAUCAGAGACUGAAAGAAUAAAUUGGACUGUUAAAAGUGUCAUUGGGGAGAAGAUGGUAUCAAAUCCACAUGCCACUAUUGAAAGGAAUUCAGACGGUUCAUUCCUUAUUAGUGACGAAAGCACUCAUGGAACAUAUGUCAACUUCGUCCGCGUUUUAGGCAAGGUUGCUUUGAAGGAGAACGAUGUAGUAUGUUUUGGUUAUAAAUAUGGCUUGCAAAUUAAACAUGGAGGUUGUGUCAAGCCCUUCAAGUGGGAUUUGAAAUAUAAGGUAACUGUAAUUAUCUUAGUACAUCUAGUUCCAAUUGAAAAAAACGAUUUCUCCGUAAAUUUUUGUAAAUGCAUUGCUUCAAGGAGGAGCAAUGGGGAUAUAUAUACCACUUCGAUUUCACAAAGAGUCAAUUGUAAAGAAGAUAUUAAAAGAAAGUGUGUUGCCUAUAAAAUUGUUAAACAAAUGGAGGCAAAUAACGAAGCUAUAUUGACGACAGAAAAAAUAUUCAAUACCGUAGCAAAGCGAAGAGCUGCUACUAACUCUACACAGAGUGAUAGUGAGUUUGAUUAUGGAUCCCGAAGACAACAAUCAAGCUCAUCUCCCCGUGUGCAUUUGUCUUCACCUCCUGUUGAACGAGACGCAACCAAACGCCGCGGUCUCUCAGUGCAUAAAAAACCAAACCAGAAGUCAAAUAGGUCUGACAAUGAACUAUUUAAAUCAAUUCCUAUUGAACCAAACAAAGCCAGCCUUCCUAAAAAUUUAAUGCGGAUAGCUCCAAAGUUGUCAAUAUCAUUAUCAGUCAAUGAUCCACCAGUUCCAAUCCCAAUUGAAGUAGUCAGAACCAAACGUCAUAAACAAGUGCCGAAUUGUAAAUCAGAUCAAAUAGCAUUUAUUUUUACCAGUGGGCCAUCAACUUCGAUUUCUGUUAAAGAGACCACAAAUAAGCAUUGUGAGAUAACAUUACAUUCGGCAUCAAACAGAAAACCAAAUAAGUCUAUCUAUAAACAAUCAACUGUGCUCCCAAGUGAUGUUGGCAAAAUCAAACGUUGUGGAUUGUCAACGCAUACGACAUCAAACCGUCUACAUCAAUUGCUGUUGAACUAA
Messenger RNA from Rodentolepis nana, 1236 nucleotides. The record is from the annotation of a GenBank genome assembly. Lineage: Eukaryota; Metazoa; Platyhelminthes; Cestoda; Cyclophyllidea; Hymenolepididae.